GGCAUUAUUUUUCUCUGUCCUCCAGACCACCAUAUUAACGUGAAAACGAAGAAAAUUCAGACUUCGUUGAGAAUAUUUUCUUUUCAUCAUAGACUUGUAACCAGUUGAGCUAUGCGCACUGCUAUCAUGGCCUCCGCAGAACCUAAGUUGGAGACUGCACCCUUUGACCCCCGUUUCCCCAACACCAACCAGACAAAAUACUGCUACCAGAGCUACCUAGACUUCCACCGGUGCCGCAAGAUUAGAGGGGAGAGCUACGAACCUUGCAACUACUUCAAGAAGGUGUUCACUUCCAUGUGCCCGCACGGCUGGGUGGAGAAGUGGGACGAUCAGUUGGAAGGUGGCAGUUUCCCCGGGAAAAUAUAAACAUGUAUUCCUACCUCUAGUACAUUCUACAAAAUAAUAGAUAUGUUAUUGUUGUGUUCAUUAAAAUUGAAAUUUCAUUUCGUUUCGAAGUUUCAUUUUGUUAAAUUGAAUGAGUUUCUUACACCUUCAAAAUGUAUUAUUUGAAACAUUCAAAAAAAUUAAUUUUGUUAUUGUUGCAUCUAGUUUUAAAGAACCGGCCAGGCUUGUGAAAAAUGUAUGGAAAUUUAAAUAAAUCUUUGAUUUUUUGAUUGAA
This is a messenger RNA of Macrosteles quadrilineatus (aster leafhopper), 619 nucleotides long. RefSeq names its product cytochrome c oxidase subunit 6B2-like. Lineage: Eukaryota; Metazoa; Arthropoda; Insecta; Hemiptera; Cicadellidae. The record is from RefSeq and is a predicted model, not a curated record. Gene Ontology annotation, cellular component: respiratory chain complex IV; mitochondrion. The coding region runs from base 112 to 366 and encodes 84 amino acids. The transcript is spliced from 3 exons.